GUGCGGGCGCGGCCGGGGCUGCGGCUUCAGGGUGUGACUGACAGCCACUCCAGGAAUCAUGGCCAAGUUUGCCCUGAACCAGAGCCUGCCCGACCUGGGUGGCCCUCGCUUGUGCCCGGGCCCCAGCGGGGGAGCACGAAGCCCGAGCUCGCCCUACUCAGUGGAGACGCCCUAUGGCUUCCACCUGGACUUGGACUUCCUCAAGUACGUCGAGGAGCUGGAACGCGGCCCUGCUGCCCGCCGCGCCCCGGGACCCCCACCUCCACGCCGCCCCCGCGUGCCCAGGUCCGGCCUCGCAGGUGCGCCCAGCCCAGGGGCCUGGACAUCCAGCGAGUCUCUUGCCAGUGACGACGGUGGGGCUCCAGGGGCACUCUCCCCGGGCGCGACCCCGGGGCUCCUGAGGCCACAGCUGUCGCCGCGCGCGCCCGUGCGCAACCCGCGCGUCGAACACACGCUCCUGGAGACCAGUCGGCGGCUGGAGCUGGCGCAGGCGCAUGAGCGCGCGCCCAGCCCUUCCCGCGGGGCCCUACGGAGCCCACGCGGGUCCGGCCUCAGCAGCCCCGCUCCCAGCCCCGCCCCCAACCCGGCCCUCGCCUCGCCGGGCCCCGCUCAACUGCAGCUGGUGCGCGAGCAGAUGGCCGCGGCGCUGCGGCGCCUGCGCGAGCUCGAGGAGCAAGCGCGCGCUCUGCCCGAGCUGCAGGAGCAGGUGCGCUUGCUGCGCGCGGAGAAGGCUCGGCUGCUGGCCGCGCGAGGGCAGCUGGAGCCGGAUGCGGAGGCCGAAGCGCGUCCAGACAAGCUGGCCCAGCUCCGGCGGCUCACUGAGCGCCUGGCCACCUCCGAUCGAGGCGUCCGCGCCAGAGCCGGCCCCAGGGCAGACUGCCCCGACGGCUUGGCAGCGGGACGCAGCGAGGGGGCUCUCCAGGCUCUCGACCGGGCGGCCGGAAUCCCCGAUGGGGAGCCCCACACCCGGGAAGCAGGCACCGAGGCCGUGCCCGAGACCCAAGAGGCGAGUGCCCAGGCUGCGUGGGAGACCCGGGAGGCCAGCGUGGAGGCGGCCCCUGAGACCGUGGAGGCGGACGCAUGGGUGACCGAGGCGUUGCUGGGGCUGCCCGCGGCUGCCGAGCGCGAGCUGGAGAUGCUGCACGCCAGCCUGGAGCACCAGCGCGGGGUGAGCGAGCUCCUGCGGGACCGGCUGCGGCAGCUGGAGGAAGCCCGCGAGGCUGCAGAGCAAGCGGCGGCCGCGGAGUCCCAGCCGCGCGAAGCCGCCACCCAGACCCCCUGGAGCAGUGCUGAGAAGGCCACGCAGACCGAGGCCCCAGCCGAGGCCCCUUCCCUGACUCAGGAGAACCCCCCGGGACCCACAGAUGGAGACAGGGCCGUGGCUCCUGCAGGCAUCCUCAAAUCCAUCAUGAAGAGGAGAGACGGGACCCCUGGCGCCCAGCCCAGCCAGGGGCCCAAGAGCCUGCAGUUUGUCGGGGUCCUCAACGGAGAGUACGAGAGUUCGUCCAGUGAGGAGGACAGCGACAGUGAGGACGGCGGCGCAGCCGAGCCCUUGGGGAGCAGCUCCUCCGGCUCCGGCUCCGGGGAUGACAGCGGCGGGGCGGCCGAUCCCGGGCCCCCGGGGCCUCCCAGCGGCGAGGACACCCAGGGCUUGGAGCCUGAGCCCGAGGCCGAGGCCGAGGCCGAGGCGACUCAGCCUGGGGCGCAAGGGAGGUGCGAGUUGAGUCCGCGUUUGCGCGAAGCGUGCGCCGCGCUGCAGAAGCAGCUGAGCCGACCGCGUGGGGUCGCCCGCGACGGCGGCGCGGCGCGCCUGGUGGCCCAGGUGUCCAGCCAGCGGCGCUCCCAGGCGGAGCCCGUGGCCGGGGUGCUGCGAGGGCUGGCGCACCUGGGAGCCGAGCUGCUAGCGCACGUGGUGAACCUGGCGGACGGCAACGGGAACACAGCGCUGCACUACAGCGUGUCCCAUGGGAACCUGGCCAUCUCCAAUCUGCUGCUGGAUACGGGGGUCUGUGAAGUCAACCGCCAGAACCGAGCCGGCUACUCGGCCCUCAUGCUGGCUGCGCUCACCUCUGUGGGGCGGCCGGAGGACAUGGCUGUGGUCCAGAGACUCUUCCGCAUGGGGGACGUGAACGCCAAGGCCAGCCAGACAGGGCAGACGGCCCUCAUGCUGGCCAUCAGCCACGGCCGCCAGGACACGGUGGCAGCCCUGCUGGAGUGUGGGGCGGACGUGAACGCGCAGGACGCAGACGGGGCCACGGCGCUGAUGUGCGCCAGCGAGUAUGGACGCCUGGACACCGUCCGGCUGCUGCUGGCCCAGCCAGGCUGUGACCCUGCCAUCCUGGACAACGAGGGCACGAGUGCCCUGGCCAUAGCUCUGGAGGCCGAGCAGGAUGAGGUGGCCGCCCUGCUACAUGCACACCUGAGCUCAGGCCAGCCCAGUCCCCAGAGCCAGUCACCCCUGGACUCCUCCACGGCCACCCCCGGGGAAGGAGGAGGCGGCGACAGCGAAGGGGACCCCCAGCCUCAGUGAGCUGAGCUGGACCUGGGUGCAGGGAGAUCUCUCCCCCCCCAGCCUCGCUCUGCAACGCAGCAGGGACCAGGGACCCAUACAGCCCUGCUCUGCCCAUCCCCCACGUUCUUUCCCAAUAAAACGUUGCUGGA
Molecule: messenger RNA, 2661 nt
Organism: Lepus europaeus (European hare)
Lineage: Eukaryota; Metazoa; Chordata; Mammalia; Lagomorpha; Leporidae
Gene: KANK3
Product: KN motif and ankyrin repeat domains 3
Biological process (GO): negative regulation of actin filament polymerization
Cellular component (GO): cytoskeleton; cytoplasm
Molecular function (GO): protein binding
Source: RefSeq, a predicted model, not a curated record